AACACAGCAGAGGUCAUGCGGACCAGAGAGAGCAAUGUCUGAAUCUGAAAUGGUCAUAUCUGCAGGACUACAAGAAUGUUCAGGGUGAGUGGCUUGUGUAUUCCAACCGGCUGGUGCUGUUUCCAGCUGCAGUUCCCACCUCUGCAGGCAGUGUGAUAGUUAGAGGGGCCACUACUGUCAUACCUGUUGAGUGCCAUUAUAAGAGAAAGCAGACAGUGAAUGGAGAACCAUUAACCCCAACCUGGCUACCCAUGACAUCCACUGUCGGUGUCUUUGGCCUUCUGCACUUCUCCCUUCGUACCAUGACAGAUGGCUGUAUGUCUCUACGUAGUUCCUCAGUGUAUCAGCAGGGGGAAGCAGUGUUUUUGGAGGCCAGUGUGGAGGCCCCUCUGCACCCUCCUCUUACUCUAUAUGUCGACUACUGUGUGGCUACCCUGAAGCCCGAUCCUCUCUCCUUGCCAAGCUACAGGUUUAUCACUAAGCAUGGAUGUCUUUUGGACAGUGUAGUGCCAGGGUCUUCAUCUAAAUUCCUCCCUAGGGAGCGAGAUAGCAGACUAUGCUUCAGUGUGCAAGCAGUGUCUUGGGAACAGAUGUUCAUCAGCUGCCACCUUAGGGCCACUCUAAAACAGAGUUCACAGAGCCACCUUAAUAAAGCCUGCUUCUUCCACAGGCCCACAUUCAGCUGGGGCAUCACAGCUGAGGUGUAUUACCAGGAUGUUUCUCUGUCAUUCAGCUGGCAUGCCACAGAGGGAGACACUGCUCUGUGCCAGUGCUGUGACUCAGAUGACUGCUUUACACAGACUGAAGAGGAGACCAGUGACCACACAAGACACACACAUCAACCAGAUGGAGAAAAGAAGAAUGAGGCGGACACAACCGUUGGGCCACUUCACACGCUGCCACGCUCCCAUUGGACAGGCCGUCUGUCAGUCAAUUACUAAAGAGCCUUUUUCUUUACAGUUAGGUGGGUACAGGGACUGCCGAGACCAAAACCAGUUGUUGGACAAUAAAGCAUUAAUCACA
Messenger RNA from Dicentrarchus labrax (European seabass), 1023 nucleotides. RefSeq names its product zona pellucida sperm-binding protein 3-like. The coding region runs from base 252 to 941 and encodes 229 amino acids. The transcript has 8 exons. Gene Ontology annotation, cellular component: extracellular matrix. Gene Ontology annotation, molecular function: acrosin binding. Gene Ontology annotation, biological process: egg coat formation; binding of sperm to zona pellucida; positive regulation of acrosome reaction. Lineage: Eukaryota; Metazoa; Chordata; Actinopteri; Moronidae. The record is from RefSeq and is a predicted model, not a curated record.